Molecule: messenger RNA, 3973 nt
Organism: Acanthisitta chloris (rifleman)
Lineage: Eukaryota; Metazoa; Chordata; Aves; Passeriformes; Acanthisittidae
Gene: CDHR2
Product: cadherin-related family member 2
Exons: 32
Biological process (GO): homophilic cell-cell adhesion
Cellular component (GO): catenin complex; plasma membrane
Molecular function (GO): cadherin binding; calcium ion binding
Source: RefSeq, a predicted model, not a curated record
GAGGCAAAGGUCUGGCGGUGUCUGGCUGUGAGUGCAGAGGUAGCAUCCCCAGCGACACGGCCACAGGCUUGCUGGCAUGAUGGCAUGGAGCUCACUGGUGCUGCUCCCCUUCCUUCUGGCAACAGUUUCAGGCAACACAGCGCCCUUCUUCAACAUGACUGUGGUCUAUGUGCCUGAGGACCUGGAACUGAAGCAGUAUGCAUUCCAGCUGAAGGCUUAUGAUUUAGACAACGACCCCCUCAGCUACAAAAUCGAAGGGACAGAUGCCUUCUACUUCUCUGUUGAUGCCACAUCAGGCAAUGUGACACUGAAGAACUACCUGGACCGCGAGCUCCAGCCCAAGCUCACCCUCACCGUGAAAAUAUCUGAUGCCGUAAAUAGUGACGUCCCAAAACCACUUGUAGUCAUCGUGGAGGACCGGAAUGACAAUGCCCCAGUCUUCCAGAACCUGCCGGCUCAAGUUCCCACCGCCGAGAACACGACUCCGAACACCAUCCUCUACUCCGUGGUUGCCAAAGACAGUGAUGCUGGGAAUGCCUCCAAAAUCACCUACGGCAUCAGUGAGGUGAUCCCAGACAACAAGGAGAAUUACCAGCUCUUCUACAUCCUGCCCAAUGGGAGUGUGGUGCUCAAUGGUUCACUGGACUAUGCCAAGAACACCUUCUACCAGCUCAGCAUCCUUGCCCAGGAUGGUGGGGGAUUGCUGCACGACAAAUGGGUCAUCCAGAAUUCCUCUUCCUACCUGUCCUUGACCAUUGAAGACGUGCCCAACCUGAACCCACGGUUCCUCAAAGAGCCCUACUCUGGCUCUGUGCCUGAGAACUGUGCCCUGGGCACCACUGUGCUGACUGUCAUCGCCAUGGACCCAGACACAGGGGUGAAAGAUGAAAUCUCCUAUGGCAUAACCAAUGCCAGUGUCCCCUUUGUUAUCAACCCCGCAACGGGCACCAUCACUGUGAGUGGGCCCCUGGACCGUGAGCAGCUGCCAAAUGAGGAAGUGCUGCUGGAAGUCACGGCACGUGAGAAGAACCUGGACAUCUAUGGCAAGAUUGCCCAGACCAGCACCCUGGUGACAGUCAUGGUGACUGAUGUCAAUGACAACAAGCCCCAGUUCUACAACUGCUUCCUCUCCAGCUGCAACUUCUCUGCCAGUGCUGAGAACAACUUCAGGGGCAGCAUCAUAGAGCACUCCUCCUCUGGACUGCCUGUCUCCAGCCUCAGCAUCGUUGCCCAUGACCCAGAUAAGGGCAUCAACAGCAAUUAUAAGCUGUAUCUUCAGGGUCCAAAUGUCGACGCCUUCACUGUGUCCCCAGCAACUAUUGUGGGCACAGGGGAGGUCCAACUCCUGGUGCGAAACCCAUCCUUAGUGGACUACGAGAUAAGCCACGUCAUGGUGGUGCAGAUCAUUGCUAAUGACACGGGGAACCCCACAGAUUGCUGCUCCACAGCUACUGUGACCAUCGACCUCACUGACAGCAAUGACCACAUCCCUGAGUUCCCCCAGAGCACCUACAACCUGACCGUGUUGGAGAACAGCCCUAACGGCACCAUCAUCGCCUCAAACAUCACGGCCUAUGAUCCAGACAGUGGUGACCUGGGUAGGAUCACCUAUGAGCUGCUCCCAGAGAGCAUACGUAACAUCUUCAUGGUGGAUGCCAAUACUGGGGCACUACUGGUGCAGAAUGGGAACUUGCUGGAUCGGGAGACUCGCUCCAUCUACUAUGCCAACCUCCAGGCCAAGGACGGGGGUGGCCUGGUGGGCACUACGGUGCUGGAGAUCACCUUGCUAGAUGCCAAUGACAUGGCACCCAUCGUCACCGGCUCCUACUUCAUCUCGGUGGAAGAGGGGCAGAACGUUAGUACACAGAUCCAGGCCAUCGACAAUGAUAAGCCCGGUGACCCCAACAGCAAAUUGGGCUUCAAGAUCUUGCCAGGGUUGUUCAGCGACAAUUUCACCAUCAACACAGAGACAGGUGAGAUGCACAGCAAGGGGCCCCUGGACCGUGAGGCCUUGGAAGAUGAGCGGGGGCAGUUCGUGGUGACAGUAGAGGUGUAUGACCACGGCGAGCCACGGCUGAGUACCUCAGUGAACGUCACCAUCACCGUUGGGGACCUGAAUGACAACGCUCCCAUGUUCCUCAACCAGUCCUAUGAGUUCUCAGUCUUUGAAGACUCUCAAGGGUCCUUCGUGGGUGAGGUAGAGGCCACAGACGCUGACCGGACAGACAUCAAUUCUCGCAUUUCAUUCCAACUUCAGAGGGGCAAUGGCUCCACCAACUUCUUGAUUCGCUCAUCCUACGAGGGACCAGGGCACUACAGUGGGAAUCUGUCUGUAGACCCUGACCUGUCCCUGGACUAUGACUCCCUGCAGCAGAAGUUCUUCACCUUGGUAGUGCUUGCAGAGAACACAGCUGCAGAAAAUGUUGGGGACAAGGCCAAUGUCUCGGUGGUGGUCCACAUCCUAGAUGUCAAUGAUGAGCCUCCCACUGUCCUGCAAGACUCACUGCAGGACACGAACGUGGCUGAGAAUGGGACACAGCAAGGUCUGGUCCACACGCUGAAAGCCGUUGAUCCAGACACCAACCACUCAUUGGUCUUUGAGGAGCUAGGGUUCACCUGCUUCAAGGGAGAGAGGAGCGCUGGGAACGUGUGCUUGGACUGGUUCGUGCUGACACCCAACGGCUCAGUGCUGGUGAAUAGCUCAGACAUCGACUACGAGCUGUGUGACAAGGUCCUGCUCACACUGCGGGCUGAGGAUCUGUACACUGAGAAGGGCAACCGCUACAGCCAGAACGAAACCCUGAGCAUCCUCAUUAUUGAUGUGAAUGACAAUGCACCAGUCUUCCAGGCCAUCACAGAGACCUUUGUGGUUGUCCCUGAAAUCUCUCCUGUGGACCUGCAAGUGGCUACCGUGAAGGCCACAGAUGCUGACACAGGACCAAGGGGAACCAUCACCUUCUCCAUCAUCAGUGUGGUGCUCGUGGAGGACAAUGGGGCCAGCCGACCCUUCCAGAACCUCUUCAAGGUGGUGAAAACGUUUAAGGACGACAUCUACAUCGGGAGCAUCCAGGUGGCCAGCAACCUCGAUGAUUCACUGAAGGGGCAGUACCAGGUGACGGUGGAGGCUCGGGAUGAGGAGGCACCAGUGCACACAGCACAGACUGUGCUGAAUAUCUUCACGGUGGAUGAGAGCUACCGCGUUGGCCUCCAGUUUCUGGUGACAGUGGAUGAAGUCCAGAAAAACUCUGAAAACAUCAAAUUGGCCCUGACCUCUGUGACAAAGGCAGCAGUCUACGUGGUGGCCAUCCAAAGCCUGGAGGACACCCGCGCUACUCAGGUAAAAGUCAAGUCAGAGAUGGAGGUGUACUUCGUCUACAGCAAUGGCACUGCCCUGGACAUCCACCAGCUAGGCAGACUCAUUCUGUCUGACCCUCUGGGCUUGGCUGAGCUGAUGAAACUGGGCCUGGCUGUCAUCGGCUCUGGGGAGGUGACUAAGCCCACCAGGGAGACGGAGCUGAUCGGCAUCAUCGCAGGGUUGGCAGCCUUCCUGCUCAUCUUCAUACUCAUCAUGACCUUGGUCCUGGUUCUCACCACCAGGAGCUACAAGAGGAAGCUGAGUGCGAUGAAGGCUCUGAAGGUGGCCACAACAUUCAGCCCUGUCACGGCGCAGCAGGGAGCUGGCAUCCCUGGGACCAACCAGUACAAUGUGACCAGGGCCAAUCCCAUUCUGAACCGUCCGCUCGAUCCCUCCCAUGACCUGGGCUUCCACGAGGACUCCAUCUCUAUGACCAGCAUGAAUUCCCUGGAUGAAAACACAGUAAAUGCACCUGCGGAUGACAACUUUGAGGUCAAGCAGGUCAAAGUGCAGCCGACAGACUCCACUGACAAGGAAGUGCUGGUGGCUGCCCUGAACCUGAAGGAGCCCACCAAAGUAGCAUACAUCAACACCACCUUCACCACCACGGACUUGUGA